Messenger RNA from Mesorhabditis spiculigera, 408 nucleotides. Lineage: Eukaryota; Metazoa; Nematoda; Chromadorea; Rhabditida; Rhabditidae. The record is from the annotation of a GenBank genome assembly.
AUGCACCUAUCCGUGGUUGUGCCCCUGGUCGCCUUGGCCCUCAUUGCCUAUGCUGUUAAUGCCCAACAGUAUGAUGAUGCAUCAUCGGCUGAUGAGGACUUCUCCCUCGAGAAGCGGGCGGCGAUGCGGAACGCCCUGGUGCGAUUUGGUCGAGCCGCACCCAGUGGUGGGAUGAGGAACGCGUUGGUUAGAUUCGGAAAACGCUCCGCACCCAACACCGUCCAGGACAAGCGAAAUGGACAACCCCAGCCGUUUGUGCGCUUCGGGCGCGCCUCCAGUACGCCAACAACUAAACGAAGCAACCUUUUUCGCUCCUCAGCUCCUCUCCUCAGCUCCAUCAUUCGGUCCCCCGUGCCACCAAAGAAUAUCUGUCCCUUCUCCCCCUUUUCCCCAAAUUGUCGGAGAUCA